Perca fluviatilis (European perch) is the source of this 2855-nucleotide messenger RNA. It is a transcript of the gene pdha1a, whose product is annotated as pyruvate dehydrogenase E1 subunit alpha 1a. The transcript is spliced from 11 exons. NCBI's taxonomy places the organism in Eukaryota, Metazoa, Chordata, Actinopteri, Perciformes, Percidae. Gene Ontology annotation, biological process: pyruvate decarboxylation to acetyl-CoA. Gene Ontology annotation, cellular component: intracellular membrane-bounded organelle. The record is from RefSeq and is a predicted model, not a curated record. Gene Ontology annotation, molecular function: pyruvate dehydrogenase (acetyl-transferring) activity. The coding region runs from base 95 to 1267 and encodes 390 amino acids.
UCUGCCGUUAUUGAAGACAGAGAAGAAGAAGAAGAGCGAGCGGAGCCGGAAGGACAGAGCCUAGCAGAAGGACGGAACUGUGAGCUAGCUAAGGAUGCUGACCAAUAUCUCUAAUGUGCUGCGGGCUUGUGCUCAGAGAAAUGGAGCUGCAGCAGUCGUGUCAGCACGCACAUAUGCUGACUUCACAACCGAGGCUACCUUUGAAAUAAAGAAAUGUGACAUCCACAAGCUGGACGAGGCCCCGGCUACUCAGGUGGUUAUGACUCGUGAGGAGGGCCUGCAGUACUACCGCACCAUGCAGACCAUAAGGCGUAUGGAGCUGAAAGCAGAUCAGCUGUAUAAGCAGAAGAUCAUCAGAGGAUUCUGCCACUUGUAUGACGGCCAGGAGGCCUGUGCAGUUGGAAUCGAAGCGGGAAUUAAUUUGACAGACCACCUGAUCACUGCGUACCGUGCCCACGGCUACACUUACACCAGAGGAGGGACUGUGAAGGAGAUCAUGGCUGAGCUCACCGGCAGAAGAGGAGGUAUUGCAAAGGGCAAAGGAGGCUCUAUGCACAUGUACACUAAACACUUCUAUGGAGGAAAUGGAAUUGUCGGAGCUCAGGUUCCCCUGGGUGCUGGUAUUGCUCUGGCCUGCAAGUAUCUUGGCAACAACGAGCUGUGUGUCAGUCUCUAUGGUGAUGGUGCUGCCAAUCAGGGUCAGAUUUUUGAAUCCUACAAUAUGGCAGCGCUUUGGAAGCUGCCCGCCAUCUUCAUCUGUGAGAACAACAGGUAUGGCAUGGGCACGUCAGUGGAGCGAGCUGCAGCCAGCACAGACUACUACAAGAGAGGAGACUUCAUUCCUGGUCUCAGGGUGGAUGGAAUGGAUGUUCUGUGUGUUCGGGAAGCAACCAAGUUUGCAGCUGAUCACUGCCGAUCUGGGAAGGGUCCCAUGCUCAUGGAGCUUCAAACCUACCGCUAUCACGGACACAGUAUGAGCGAUCCUGGUGUCAGCUACCGCACACGUGAGGAGAUCCAGGAGGUCCGCGGUAAGAGUGACCCUAUCUCCAUGCUGAAGGACCGCAUGCUCAGCAACAACAUGGCCAGCAUAGAGGAGCUCAAGGAGAUUGAUGUGGCGGUGAGGAAGGAAAUUGAAGACGCUGCUCAGUUUGCCACCACAGAUCCUGAACCCCCACUGGAAGAAUUGUGCAAUCACAUCUUUUACAACAAUCCAGCCCUGGAGGUGCGCGGUACGAACCCGUGGACCAAGCUGAAGUCUGUUAGCUAAAGUAUUUUCAUCCCCUCUUUUCAUCACGUCAUCCACCCAAUAAUAUAAUACCCGCCCCCCGCCACUCACAUAUGCGCACACAUCAUACAAUGUACCAUAAACUGGUGCCUCGGACCCAGAGCUUGAACCAUCAGCAAGUAAAUUAAUUUCCAUGUUGUACAGUUGAACAGCAGGGACAAUAUUCCCAAAGAUGUUCUGAAUAUAAAACUAACAAAGAUUGACAAGAUAAUACCUUAAUUGUUUUUAUUUUACAGCGAACCUCAAGAAAUUACUUAAGCUACUUUAAGGAAUAUAGGGUUCCCUUAACAUUAGGCACUUAGAAGGUUUUGUAAAUCUGGCCCCAUGUGAAUAAAAUAUUUACUAGAUUCUAAAUUUGCUUGAUUGAUGAUGUUCUCGGGUUACUUUUGAGGUGUAAGAAAGCAGAUGUCCAUCCAUCGCUGUUCAUCUCAUGAAGAGAAUGAUAUAUCAUUCAGUUUUCAGUUUUAGUCUUUUUAUUUUUUUAUUUAACCUGUUACAAAGAACCAUAAGAGGCAGCAGGGUAAAGUCUGUUGUUACUAUCAACCUCAAUAUAUAGACAAUGUUUUUCUUUUAAUAUACUGUAAGAGAGGGUGAAGAAUACCAAUGGAAAGGUUUGAAAUAUUUUAAUUUAUCUUGCCAAACCAAAUGUGCCUGGCAGGUCUCAUGUUGUUUAGAGGAUGGAUGUGUCGUCUCAUGUUUGUGUCACUCCGAGCUGAGCAGCUGAUGCUGACGCUUCUAAAAGUCAGAUGGUUGAAGACGGGUUCACAGUGGGUUAACUUUCAUGUGUUUAUUUUGCCGAUACUCUGGUGCUCAGGUGCCUUCUUCGAGUUUCAUGACAAAAACAUAAGCCGCUCAUUUUCAUGUAUUUUGGAAAGGUUUUAUUCAAUUUUUGAUGUACAUGUGUGUAAAUAUUUACACUCAAAAAUGACCACAAACUGAAACCUCUAUUGCGGAAACAACAGUGAAUGUAAACAUGAUGACUUAUAGUCAGAGUGCAUUCAUCAGCUAAACUUCAUAUUCCCAUAAGAGUAAAGUAUUGUUGAUUCAGUAGCUUUGUGUGCUACUUGUAUGUUUUGCUCAGAAGGUGUUUAGUGCUAUUUAAACACUUCAGCAGUGGUACAUUAUUGGCUCAGAUGUACAGGGAUAAAUGGCUUUUUUAAAUUUCAGUCUGUUUUUUUUCUUGUCAAGUACAUGAACACAUUAUUGUUAAAAAGGAAAAUGACUAAACUAGGUAGCAAAAAAAAAACUUUCAUAUCAAGACUGCUAGCAGCGAGCUACCAUGUUAGUUUUCAGUCAUUGGUAUUUCUAACCAUUGUAACAAGUGCUUGUAACCCUUAAAUGGGUACCAGAAGGGAAGGGCCUUUUCUCUGUAACGUGAAAAGUAUUUAGUCAAAUAAGAAGACAGACUACAAUUUUAAUUGUCAAUACCUGUCUUAAAACAACCCACACAGUGUGAGUAUUUGUUGUAAUAAACUGUUACAUUGAGGGUGACAGAUGAUGCAGGGAAGCGCUCCAUGGAAACAUUGUUUUUAUGUGUGUGCCACUGUAAUAAAAAGACUAAGAUACUGUA